Leptosia nina is the source of this 1158-nucleotide messenger RNA. NCBI's taxonomy places the organism in Eukaryota, Metazoa, Arthropoda, Insecta, Lepidoptera, Pieridae. The record is from the annotation of a GenBank genome assembly.
AUGGGUAUUGUGCGAUCUAUGGCCCUUUAUGGGGCCCCAAUUUGGGCAGACUCUUUGUCAAAUCGAGAUAUUAUUCUCUUGAGGAAGCCGCAGAGAACUUUAGCUAUCAGAAUUACUCGUUCAUACCGGACAGUUUCUUUUGAUGCAGCGUAUCUUCUUGCUGGAUCAUUGCCAUGGGAUCUAGAUGCAAGAGCUUUAUCGUCAUUAUUUCAUUGGGAAGAAGAGGUGAUUAAGAAUAGAGGCUUUCGUCUGGCUCUAAUUGAGAUGAACAGGGAAAAGGAUAAUUUGCGGAGAGAAGCUUUAGAAAUUUGGUCUGAGAGGUUGACGAAUGUUGAUUUUGGAUUAAGAACGGUUUCUGCGAUUAUGCCGGUUUUUGAUGCUUGGUUGACAAGGUGCCAUGGCUUUUUAUCUUUUCGUUUGGUGCAGGUGAUGACUGGGCAUGGUUCCUUUGGUAGGUACUUGUGUCGUAUUGGUAAAAGGCCUAAUGCGGCAUGCUACCAUUGCAGUAGUAAUGACGAUUCUUCGGAGCAUACAUUGGAAGCUUGUCCUGCUUGGUCUGUUGAACGCAAUGCUCUUUGUGCAGUUGUUGGCGGAGACCUCUCCUUACCGGCUGUUGUUCAUGCAAUGACUCAAAGUGAAAGACAAUGGAAGGCGAUGCUCGCUUUCUGUGAUACUGAGAUGUUGCAGAAAGAGAGAUUUAAACGUAUCGCUGCUAAUUGUAGUCGUCUAUUUGAUGGGGUCCAGUGCAGACCAGCUGCUGAAGCGGGCACCAACAUCACUCUGAGUUGUCCCAGCUAUGUCUUAUCCUUUGAUCCAACCAGAACCACUCAAAUCGCUUGCACGGACAGCGGAAUCUGGGCAGACGGCGGUGAAUCACCAGAUUACAGGAAGUGCUAUGACGACAAUUCUUCAAAAUUGACAAACUUGACGACGGCGGGAUGGAUAAAUAUUGCCGGUCACGGUGUUUACACUAUCUUUACGCUGAUCACCUUGUUGACUAUCUUUUGCAAUUGACACAACAUGAGUCGCGGUCAAAAAUGGGUGCUCGUCAACCAGAAGAUAGCAGUUCUCUGCGGAAACGUUUCUUCCAUUGUUUGGUCUUUCAUGACCCUUGACAGCGAUGAUGUGCUGUUGCAGAACUUAGUUAGUGUUAUAUAA